AUGGCUGAAUCCAACGGCAAGGGCUCCCACAACGAGUCUUCGUCAGAUGAUGAUGAGGAGUAUGAGGAUAACAACAGGGGUUUUAACCUGGGAUUUAUCUUUGGGAAUGUUGAUAACUCGGGGGACUUGGAUGCUGAUUACCUUGACGAGGAUGCAAAAGAACAUCUUUCGGCAUUGGCAGAUAAGCUGGGUUCAUCUCUACCAGAUAUAAAUUUGUUGGCAAAAUCAGAUCGUACAACAAGUGAUCCAGCUGAGCAAGAUUAUAAUAGAAAAGCUGAGGAUGCUGUUGAUUAUGAGGAUAUUGAUGAACAGUAUGACGGGCCUGAGGUUCAAGUAGUUAGUGAGGAAGAUCAUUUACUGCCAAAAAAGGAAUAUUUUUCGACUGCAGUUGCUUUAGGUAGUCUAAAUUCCAGAGCUUCUGUGUUUGACGAUGACGACUACGAUGAGGAAGAAGAACAAGAGGAGGAGCAUGCGCCAGUUGAAAAGCCUUUUGAGAUUGAAGAGAAGGAACCAGUUGCCUUAAAGGAAGACAAGCUCUUAGAGUAUAAAAAGGAGGCUAAAAUCUUGGAAAAUGAGGAUCUGAUGGAGAUAGACGAUGCUGAGGAGGAGGAGGAGGAUGAGUUAUCGGAAGGUACAGUAGACGAGAAAGCCGCCACCCCACUGCCUACUUUGUAUGUGGAAGAUGGUAUGGUCAUCUUACAGUUCUCCGAGAUAUUUGCUAUCCAUGAGCCACCAAAGAAACGGGACAAGAGAGAAAAUAGAUAUGUCACUUAUAAAGACAAAUACAUAUCCAUGGAUAUUUCUGAGCUUGUUGAAGAUGAUGAAGAGGUACUCCUGAAGAGCCAUGGUGGGAUUGAUACUCAUGUUAACCAAGCUGAUCUGAUUCAGCUGGAUGCUCCCUUUCCUAUGAGAGAGGGUUUACAGCUAGUAAAAACUGGCGCAAUUGGAGGCAUCGCUCCAGAAUCAAGAAAAAUUACCAAGCUAGGAAGGGAUUCAUGUAUCAUGGGUGAACUGUUGAAGCAGGACUUAAUAGACGACGAUUCAUCUUUGUGCGAGUCUCAGCUAUCAGUGGAAGUUUUUCCUCUUGACCAGCAUGAAUGGGAACAUCGAAUUCUUUGGGAAAAUUCUCCCGAAACUAGUGGUAAUUCCUGUGAGGGCUUCAAAUCUGGACUUGAGUUAGAAGGCAUGCUGAUUCAAGAAACAAAUUCAGAGACUGAACAAGAAAACUUGAGUGUGAUGAACUCUGUAGAGCAAGGUCAAGCUGACAACAAUAUGCUUGUGCCUUUUUCUGCCAAUCUCUUGGAGUCUUUUGGCUCAAGAGGUUCCCAGUCUACAAACGAGUCCACUAGCAAAAGUAGACAUCAUCCACAACUCCUAAGGUUAGAAUCUCAGUGGGAUGGGGAUCAUCUUAGUGAAAAUGAAGAGGUUGAGAAUAUAAAGCGACAUGAAAGCAAUGCUCUCGGGCGGUUUAGCAGACUUGCAUUGCAAGAGAGGGAUAUGGGGGAUGAGGCAUGGUUAGAUAGUAUAAUAUGGGAAUCGGAUAAAGAGUUGAGCAGGUCUAAACUAAUUUUUGAUCUUCGAGAUGAGCAAAUGGUCUUUGAAGUUUUGGAUAACGAGGAAAGCAAAAAUCUUCAACUUCAUGCUGGGGCUAUGAUUAUACCCCGGUCUUCAAAAUCCAAGAAUGAAAGCUUUCUGGAAGGCUGUGAAUCAAAUUCUGGGUGGCAAUUUAAUAUAUCUAAUGACAAGUUCUAUAUGAAUGGGAAAAGCUCUCAGCAACUUCAAGCAAAUACUAAUAAAUCCGGCGGUCAUAGUUUGAGAGUCUUUCAUUCAGCACCAGCAAUUAAAUUGCAGACGAUGAAAAACAAAUUGAGCAAUAAGGACAUAGCAAAUUUUCACCGGCCCAAAGCUUUAUGGUAUCCACAUGACAAUGAGCUAGCCAUCAAGCAGCAAGGAAAGUUACCCACCCGAGGAUCUAUGAAAAUUGUAGUGAAGAGCCUGGGGGGUAAAGGAAGCAAGCUCCACGUUGGCAUAGAGGAAUCUGUCUCUUCUUUAAAAGCCAAGGCUUCUAGAAAGCUAGAUUUUAAAGAAACAGAAGCAGUGAAGAUGUUUUAUAUAGGAAAGGAACUUGUGGAUGAAAAGUCUCUUUCUGAACAAAAUGUUCAACCAAAUGCCUUGGUCCAUGUUGUACGCACCAAAGUACAUCUGUGGCCAUGGGCACAAAAGUUGCCUGGCGAAAAUAAAUCGUUGAGACCUCCUGGAGCAUUCAAGAAGAAAUCUGACCUAUCUACUAAAGAUGGCCAUGUCUUCUUGAUGGAGUAUUGCGAGGAGAGGCCGUUGAUGCUCAGCAAUGCAGGAAUGGGUGCAAAUUUGUGCACGUAUUAUCAGAAAUCAUCCUCAGAGGAUCAACAUGGGAACUUGCUGCGCAAUCAAAGUGACACCUUAGGGAAUGUGGUGAUUCUAGAACCUGGGGACAAAUCCCCUUUCCUUGGGGAGAUACAAGCUGGUUGCAGUCAGUCAUCUGUUGAAACAAAUAUGUAUAAAGCACCUGUUUUUCCGCAUAGAUUGCAAUCAACAGAUUACUUGUUGGUCCGGUCUCCUAAAGGAAAGCUCUCUCUGAGACGUAUUGACAAGAUAGUUGCUGUUGGACAACAGGAACCUCGCAUGGAAGUUAUGUCUCCUGGAUCAAAGAAUCUACAGACUUAUUUAGUGAACAGGAUGUUGGUCUAUGUGUACCGAGAAUUUGCGAAGCGUGAAUUGCCCCCUCCAAUUGCUGCAGAUGAGCUGUCUUUCUUAUUUUCUAACUUAACAGAUGCAAUCAUCAAGAGGCACAUGAAAGUUUGUGCUAAUAUGAGGAGGGAUAAAAAUGGCCAGCCUUGUUGGUACAAGAAAAAUGAAUAUACAAUUCCACCUGAGAAUGAGCUCAAAAAGCUGGUGGCCCCAGAGCAUGUGUGUUCCUAUGAGAGUAUGCUAGCUGGGCUGUACCGGCUCAAACAUUUAGGGAUUACCCGGUUUACAUUGCCUGCCAGCAUAUCAAAUGCAUUGGCUCAGCUCCCAGAUGAAGCUAUUGCCCUUGCCGCUGCAUCACAUAUUGAGAGGGAGUUGCAGAUUACUCCAUGGAAUCUAAGCAGUAAUUUUGUUGCUUGUACAAAUCAGGACAGAGCAAAUAUAGAGCGUUUGGAAAUCACUGGGGUUGGCGAUCCGUCUGGACGGGGUCUAGGAUUCAGCUUUGUGAGAGCUGCACCAAAAGCACCAGCUGCGGCCGGGCAUAUGAAGAAAAAGGCAGCAGCUGGUCGUGGAGCCCCAACUGUCACUGGUACCGAUGCUGAUCUUCGCAGAUUAAGCAUGGACGCGGCUCGAGAGGUUCUUCUCAAGUUCAAUGUUCCUGAUGAGAUAAUUGCCAAACAAACUCGAUGGCACCGUAUAGCUAUGAUACGGAAGCUAUCAAGUGAGCAGGCUGCAUCUGGUGUUAAGGUUGAUCCUACAACCAUAGGAAAGUAUGCCCGUGGCCAGAGAAUGUCUUUCCUGCAGAUGCAACAACAGGCCCGAGAAAAGUGCCAGGAGAUUUGGGAUAGGCAACUUUUGUCCCUUUCAGCUUUUGAUGGUGAUGAGAAUGAAAGCGAAAAUGAGGCAAACAGUGACUUGGACUCCUUUGCCGGAGAUCUGGAAAAUUUACUCGAUGCCGAGGAAGGUGGGGAUGGGGAAGAAUCUAAUAUGUCUAAGAAUGACAAAUUGGAUGGAGUUAAGGGUCUCAAGAUGAGACGGCGGCCAUCUCAAGUUGAGACGGACGAAGAAAUUGAAGAUGAAGCUACUGAAUAUGCGGAGUUAUGCCGAUUGCUGAUGCAAGAAGAGGAUCAGAAGAAGAAAAAGAAGAAGACUAGAGCUGUGGGAGAAGGAAUGGGAUCCUUUCCUCCACCACGGCCCAAUAUAGGUUUUCAGAUUGCUGAACCUGUAAGAAAGGCCACUGUCAUUGACAAGAAACCUAUUGCCACCCAACCUGAUGCAUCUUUCUUACUAAAUGAGAGCACCGUCAAAGACACCAGAAAUGUUGAUAUCCCAAUGAUUAAGACCCCCAAAGGUAAACAGGUAAAGGAGAGCGGCAAUUCUUUGGGCCAAGUGCCGAAGCUCAAAAUAGUGAACGAUAACCUAAAGCAGCAGUUCAAGGAAAAGAAAUCGGCGAGAGAGAACUUUGUUUGUGGAGCCUGUGGCCAGCAUGGGCACAUGAGAACCAAUAAACACUGCCCAAGAUACAGAGAAAAUACAGAAUCACAGCCCGAAGGUAUGGAUAUAGACAAGUCUGUGGGGAAACCGAGUUCUUCUGAACAAUCAGGUCAGACAAAGAAGCUGAAACCUAUCAAGAACACCAAGGCUGCGCCAAAAAGCGCAAUGAAAGUUUCUGUAGAUGAAGCUCCGAAGGGAGAUAAUUCAAGUUCCAAAACUGGGACGCUCCCUCUGAGGUUUAGAUAUGGUAUCCCUGCUGGAGGGAUGUCAGAUAACCCUGGUUCUGAAGCUCCAGGAAGUUCUGAGCAAGCAGCAGUGUCUGACAUAGACACUAAGACGAAGUCCACGUCCAAGUUUAGCAAACUCAAGAUUUCCAGUAAGCCAAAACCUAAAGAAUCAAAGGUUGAAUCUGACAGACCUUCGCAGUCAUUGAUGCCUACUUACAGCAGAGAGAGAGCGGAGAGCGAAACUCACAAGCCUUCAGUUUCUGGACAACCCUUGUCUAGUACAGAGAGAAAUCAAGGUGCGUCAAGCAGGCACACUAUUUCUAUCCCGCAGCCAUCAGUGAGCUUGGAUAGAGACCAAGCGGAAUCUCGUAGGCCUCAUCUCGUGAUACGACCGCCGACAGAGAGAGAGCAGCCUCAGAAGAAGCUCGUUAUAAAACGCUCGAAAGAGAUAACUGAUCAUGACAUGAGUAGUCUUGAAGAGAGUCCACGGUUCGAGUCCCGGAAAACAAAGAGAAUGGCGGAACUGGCGGGUUUUCAGAGGCAGCAGAGCUUCAGAUUGCCGGAGAACUCUCUAGAGCGGAGACCAAAAGAGGAUAGAGCGUGGUGGGAAGAAGAGGAGAUAAGUACGGGAGGGCACAGGGCGGCGAGGAGAGAUUACGAUGAUAUGUCUGUAUCAGAAGAACCCAACGAGAUAGCUGAGAUUAGAAGAUACGAAGAGGUAAUACGGAGUGAGAGGGAAGAAGAGGAACGACAAAAAGCCAAGAAGAAGAAGAAGAAAAAGAAACUGCAACCCGAAUUAGUAGAAGGGUAUCUAGAAGAUUACCCUCCUAGAAGAAACGAUAGAAGAUUGUCAGAAAGAGGAGGCCGGAACGUCAGAAGCCGGUAUGUCUCCGACUUCGAAACAAAUGGUGCUGAUUAUGCGCCUCAACCAAAACGACGCAAGAAAGGAGAGGUUGGUCUAGCGAACAUCUUGGAAUCGAUAGUGGACACACUAAGGCUCAAAGAAGAAGUGUCACGCCUCUUCUUGAAACCGGUCUCCAAGAAGGAAGCUCCGGACUAUCUAGACGUCGUUGAGCGUCCGAUGGACCUGUCGACGAUCCGGGACAAGGUGCGGAAGAUAGAGUACAGAGACAGAGAGCAGUUUAGGCACGACGUGUGGCAGAUAAAGUUCAAUGCACAUCUUUACAACGACGGGCGUAACCCGGGGAUACCUCCGUUGGCGGAUCAGUUGCUGGAGAUUUGUGAUUACUUGCUGGAUGAACACGGAGAUCAGUUAACAGAAGCAGAGAAAGGUAUAGAUCCUAAUGAUUGA
Molecule: messenger RNA, 5757 nt
Organism: Microthlaspi erraticum
Lineage: Eukaryota; Viridiplantae; Streptophyta; Magnoliopsida; Brassicales; Brassicaceae
Source: the annotation of a GenBank genome assembly